GAAUCGCAAAAUCCUAGGGUUCGUGAGACCGCCAUUCUCUACGAGUCAAUCCCCCUGCUGCCUCGUUUUCUUGCUCAGUAACCAAUGGACCCCCAGCCAGAACCGGUUACUUACAUAUGUGGAGAUUGCGGGCAGGAGAAUACGUUGAAAGUUGGUGAUGUGAUUCAAUGCCGAGAGUGUGGUUACCGUAUUCUAUACAAGAAGCGGACCCGUAGAAUUGUUCAGUACGAAGCUCGUUGAAGAAGACUUUACGAUAGAAGCUUGCAUGGAUGGAUAUUUUCAAGUAUGUUUGGAACAAUCAAAUGAUCAUGUAAACAACCAACAAAUUACCGAUGUGUGAAAUUUGGAUCUUAUGGUAUCUCUCAUUAGAUGCCAAUGUUCAUCUUGUUUAAUGGUGAAAUGUUUAUAGAGUACAACUAUUUAUCGUGUCUAUAUUUCAAAUGUGUCUGGUAUUUGGUAUAAUUAAGAUUGGAUUUGAAAAAUUGUCA
This is a messenger RNA of Cynara cardunculus var. scolymus (artichoke), 488 nucleotides long. RefSeq names its product DNA-directed RNA polymerases II, IV and V subunit 12. Bases 85 to 240 code for a protein of 51 amino acids. Gene Ontology annotation, biological process: DNA-templated transcription. Gene Ontology annotation, cellular component: RNA polymerase II, core complex; RNA polymerase I complex; RNA polymerase III complex. Lineage: Eukaryota; Viridiplantae; Streptophyta; Magnoliopsida; Asterales; Asteraceae. The transcript has 4 exons. The record is from RefSeq and is a predicted model, not a curated record. Gene Ontology annotation, molecular function: DNA-directed RNA polymerase activity; zinc ion binding; DNA binding.